AUGAAGAAGAUCUUCAGCCUCUGGAGUAAGCAGGGGCAGCAGUCCCCUGGCUUUGUCACCAGCCUGCGGAAGAUCAGGGGCAGCGUCGCCUGUGACACUGGCAGCAUUGAUGAGAGCUUCACGCAGCCCAGGUACCACAUUCGAGCCCGACAGCUGUGCGAGAUCCACAAAGCUGCCAGCCGGGGUCAAGUGGACAAAGUCCAGCAGCUCCUUUUCCACAAGAAAAGCGGCGUGAACCACAGAGACACUGAGAGAAGGACUGCACUGCAUUUGGCCUGUGCAAAGGGCCAUCUAAAAGUGGUGAGGCUCCUGAUGAGCAGACAAUGCGAGGCUGAUGUGGUUGAUAAUGAAGGCAGGACACCUUUGAUGAAGGCUGUCCAAUACCAGGAAACAGAAUGUGCAUUUAAUCUGCUAGACUAUGGAGCAGAUCCAAAUGUAGCGGAUGACUACGGCAACACAGCUCUCCACUAUGCUGUGUACAAUGGGAAUAUGGUUUUAAUAACAAAACUGCUUUCAUGUGGUGCAAAUAUCGAAGCCAAAAACAAGAAGCAACUUACACCACUUUUACUUGCCAUAAAUGUAAAAAGUCUUAAAAUGGUGGAAUUCUUGGUGAAGAACAAAGCAGAUAUAAAUGCAGUUGAUAGACAUGAAAGAAGUUCCCUCAUAGUUGCAGUACGUUCUCAGUCAGAGGAUAUAGUCCAGUUUCUUCUUCAGCAAAGUAUUGAUGUCUUUUAUCGAGAUGUCUUUCGAUUGACUGCAAAAGACUAUGCCAUUAAUAGUGGUUAUAAAGCAUAA
Nycticebus coucang (slow loris) is the source of this 795-nucleotide messenger RNA. RefSeq names its product POTE ankyrin domain family member A-like. Bases 1 to 795 code for a protein of 264 amino acids. The record is from RefSeq and is a predicted model, not a curated record. NCBI's taxonomy places the organism in Eukaryota, Metazoa, Chordata, Mammalia, Primates, Lorisidae. Gene Ontology annotation, molecular function: protein binding. The transcript is spliced from 5 exons.